Messenger RNA from Kogia breviceps (pygmy sperm whale), 2267 nucleotides. The record is from RefSeq and is a predicted model, not a curated record. NCBI's taxonomy places the organism in Eukaryota, Metazoa, Chordata, Mammalia, Artiodactyla, Physeteridae.
AUGUCUUUGCUCCCGGGUGAGCGCUGGCUGUGUGUGGCUCGCGCUACGCGGUGUUGUCUCUGGGAACGCGAAGCGCCCGUGUGCCCGAGUCUCUGGAAGUGUAAGGUGUGUCCCCUUCCUCCCCCAUACGCGGAGCGUCUGUGCCUCAGCCUUUCCGAGUACACGGUGUGCCCCCCGCCUCAGCCCCAUACGCUCAGCGCCUGUAUCCCCAAGUUCUUGCGAAAAACCCAGGCGCCGUCGGAAAGUCCCGCAGCGGCUGCGCAGCCGAGCCAGGGCUGCGGCUGCCUCGGCCCCGCCGCCAGGGGCCGCCCGCCCGCCCGCCUCCCAACGCCCAGGAGCCCAGCUGGCCCGGGACGGCGGCGUCAGCGACCCUGCCCGGCCCUGCCCAGCCCUGUCGCCGCGGGCGCUGACGGCAGCCUCGGCGAGCCCCAGCUCCACCGGCCCCGAGCCAGGUGCCGGGGGCAGGGAGAGGCGCGGCGGGGCAGCGAGGGACGCCCUCUUCCUUCUCGAGCCCGGCCAACUGCCCAGCUCACCUCGUGGCUCUGCUCCCUCCCUGGUCACAAGAUGGUUGUAGCAGUUCCAGCUAUCACAAUCUCACAGCAAUGUCCAGGCUAUGCUGCCUCUCCAGGUGAGAGGACUUGGGAAUCUGUAGAGAAAGGAGCCUUUGCAGGUGUGGUGCUGAAGAACCAUUCACCAGGAAGAAAAAUUCCUGUAAAUUACUGGAGGCUGCCAAGCUGUUCUGUGAAGUGCAGUGAUGGAACUUCAGAGAAGGCGUCCACAGUUAGGAACAAGCUGAACAAACAAAUGGGCCUUCCUUGGAAUGUCAACCAACAAGAGCCCUGCUCCUGCUGACAGAGGUUGUAAAUUUUACUGACGACCCCUCUAGAAUGUCAGCUCCACUGCCCAGUUUCCCUGGGAAGCUGCAGAGAGAAGUAACAAAGCCAAAGUCUAUCUUUGUUGCCUUUCUUUAGGAGGCCCAAUAACCCGUAACACUAGCACCAUAAGUUGAGCACUACUCUUCAUGCUCCUAAAAUUUUCUCCUCCUAACAUAGUUUCAGUGGUUACUGUCAUGAUCUAACCAUUUCAGCUACAUUAAACUAGACAAAGCUUCUGCACAGCAAUGAAAACCAUCAACAAAAUGAAAAGACAACCUACAGAAUGGAAGAAAAUAUUUGCAAAUUAUAUAUCUGAUAAGGAGUUAAUAUCUAAAAUAUAUAAAUAUAUACAUAAGGUGUGUAAAUAUACAAAGAACUCAUACAACUCAGUAACAACAACAACAAAAAACCCCCCAACACUCCAAUUAAAAAAUGGGCAGAAAAACUAAACAGUUUUUCAAAAAAGACAUACAAGUGAUUAACAGGUAAAUGAAAAGGUGGUCAACAUCACUAAUCAUUAGGAAAAUAAAAAUCAAGACCACCGUGAGAUAUUACCUCACACCUGUUAGAAUGGCUAUUAUAAAAAAUACAAGAGAUAACAAGUGUUGGUAAGGAUGUGGAGAAAAGAGAAUCUUUGUGCACUGUUGGUGGGAAUGUAAACUGCUGCAGCAGUUUCCAUACUAUGGAAAACAGUAUGGAGGUUCCUAAAAAAAUUAAAAAUGAUCCAGCAAUUCCACUUCUGGGUGUUUAUCUGAAGAAAAUGAAAGCACUGUCUUGAAAAGAUAUCUGCAUCUCUAUGUUCAUGGCAGCACUAUUUACAAUAGCCAAGACAUGGAAACAGCCUAAGUUUCCAUCAAGGGAUGAAUGGAUAAAGAAGAUGUGGUAUAUAUGUACAAUGGAAUAUUAUUCGGCCAUAAAAAAGCAGAAAAUCCUGCCAUUUGCAAGAGCAAUGAAUGGACAUUGAGGACAUUAUGCUAAGUGAAAUAAAUCAGAGAAAGACAAAUACUGUAUGAUCUCACUUAUAUGCAGAAUCUAAAAUAUCAGACUUAUAGAUACAGCGAGUAGAUCGCUUGUUGCCAGAGGCUGGGGGGUGGGUGUUGAGGGAAGUGGAUGAAGGUGAUCAAAAGGUACAAACUUCCAGCUGUAAGAUGAAGAAGUUCUGGAGACAUAGCUUACAACAUGGUGACUGUACUUAACAGUAAUGUGUUGUAUAUUUGAAAGUUGCUAAGAGAGUAGAUCUUAAAAGUUAUCAUCACAAGAAAAAAUUGUAACUAUGUAAGGUGAUGGAUGUUUUUAUUGUGGUAAUCAUUUCAUAAUAUAUAUGUAUAUAAAAUCAUUAUGUUGUACACCUUAAACUUAUACAAUGCUAUGUGUCAGUUAUAUCUCAAUAAA